CUGCGACUGCACAUAAAACCCCGCUCUUGCAAGUGUCUCUUCGGUGCUCAAGUCCAGAAGAAACUCAUCCUAGCACCACUAAACAGAAACCUCGCAAGAUGUCAUCUCCCAAGCCAGCGACAGACACGAUCAAAAAGCAACAAGAGGAUGCGAAGAAUAAUCUUCCUUUCUCCGACACUCAGGACUUUGAUGAUGCACAAAAAGGCCUCAUAGGCCGCCGCGUACCGAACACUGUGGUCAAUUCGGACGGCGUCACAAUAUGGGACAACGACGUAUACCAGUUCCUGCGAACGAAAGACUCUCCCGACACGGCCAACCCGAGUCUAUGGCGCCAGUCGAACCUCUGUGCUUACGACGGCCUGUUUGAAGUCACAGAGGGUAUUUACCAGGUGCGCGGCCUCGACGUCUCGAACACGACCAUCAUCGAAGGGACUGAAGGCAUCAUCGUCAUCGACCCCCUCGGGUGCGCCGAGGUUGGUGCAGCUGCAUUUGAACUGUACCAGCAAUAUCGCGGCACGAAGAAGGUCAAGGCGGUCAUGUACACGCACUCGCACAUUGACCACUUUGGCGGCGUCAAGGGCUUCAUAUCUCAAGAAGACGUCGACUCGGGAGCUGUACAGAUCCUGGCGCCCGAGGGCUUCCUUGAGCAUGCCGUGUCGGAAAACGUGUACGCCGGCACAGCCAUGGGCCGCCGCGCAGCCUACAUGUACGGCGAGGGUAUCACGCGCAGCCCGCAAACCCAGAUCGGCGUCGGACUCGGACAGUCAACGUCGACUUUUGGCACAAGCUCCCUCAUUGCGCCCACCCUCGACAUCACAACAACCGGCCAGGAGGAAACUAUCGACGGCGUCAAAAUGGUUUUCCAGAUGGCACCAGACACAGAGGCGCCGUCCGAGAUGCUCAUAUUCUUCCCGGACUUCAAGGCUCUCUGCGCUGCCGAGGACGCGACGCACAACUUCCACAACCUACUCACUUUGCGCGGCGCUCUAGUACGGGACCCACAUGGCUGGUCGGGAUACCUGACCGAGACGAUCAACCUCUUCGGCGGCAAGACUGACGUGCUCUUCGCCUCGCACCAGUGGCCAACGUGGGGAUCUGACCGCAUCAUUAGCUUCCUUUCGGGACAGCGUGAUCUCUACGCCUACGUGCACGACCAGACACUGCGCCUGUUGAACCAGGGUCUCACCGGUCCAGAGAUCGCCGAGCAAAUGACCCUUCCGCCCGCUAUUGACCAGACCUGGAGCUCCCGUGGAUACUACGGCUCCGUCAGCCACAACGUCAAAGCCAUCUACCAACGGUACAUCGGCUGGUUUGACGGCAACCCUUCCCAUCUUUGGGAACACAUCCCAGUCGAGCGGGCCAAGCGCUACGUUGACCUGGCUGGCGGUAGCGGUCCUCUGGUCAGUAAAGCGCAAGAAGCCUAUAACGACGGUGACUUCCGCUGGGCCGCCGAGCUGCUCAACCAUGCCGUUUUUGCGGACGCGACCAACGCCGACGCGAAAAGCCUGCUGGCAGACACGUACGAGCAGCUCGGCUAUGGCGCCGAGAACGGCACCUGGCGCAACUUCUUCCUCUCGGGCACCCAAGAACUGCGCGUCGGUAGCUUUGGCACGCCGGCGCUAACAUCGUCGUCGGAUAUGCUGUCGCAGCUAACCCCCGAGAUGCUGUUCGACGUCUUCGCCAUCCAGAUCAACGGCCCGAACGCCUGGGAUGUGCAGCUCGCCAUUGAUGUGGUUCUCACCGACCGGAGCGCCGACGCUGGAAACAACCGCUACCGCUGGUGGCUCUCCAACGGCGCACUCAUUUACACCACGGGCAAACAGUCGACAAGCCCGGACGUGACGCUCACAACGACGACUCGUAAUCUGCCUGCAUUGGCCAUCUAUGGUCUCGACCCUACGGAGUUGAAGAAAGCGGGGAUCCAGAUUGACGGCGACGAAUCGGCGCUUACAAAGUUGGCGUCUCUUCUGGAUCCAGGUAACCCUGGCUUCAACAUUGUUACGCCGUGAGCGGUAUGACCUUCGGGACUCUCAUCGUGUGAAGGGAGAGCGUGCAUAUCGUACUAGUUAGGGCAGGUUUUCUUUUUUGCGUUCCGCUUUUGGUUCAACACCAUGUCCCUACCCAGCGAGCACCUGACUGCUCGGUUUGGUCUCUUUCUGAAUUCACAAGAGGAAAAUGAAAACCAGGAAAAAGACAAUGAUAAAAAAGCGCGCGCUAUGAUGUUUUUGUUGGAAAUCAGGGUUCUUGAAUGUCUUUUGAGUUACCAUCCA
This is a messenger RNA of Aplosporella prunicola CBS 121167, 2270 nucleotides long. RefSeq lists its product as uncharacterized. The record is from RefSeq and is a predicted model, not a curated record. The transcript has a single exon. NCBI's taxonomy places the organism in Eukaryota, Fungi, Ascomycota, Dothideomycetes, Botryosphaeriales, Aplosporellaceae. Gene Ontology annotation, molecular function: linear primary-alkylsulfatase activity; protein dimerization activity. Gene Ontology annotation, biological process: dodecyl sulfate metabolic process. Bases 99 to 2009 code for a protein of 636 amino acids.